Messenger RNA from Bombus huntii, 5831 nucleotides. It is a transcript of the gene BOD1, whose product is annotated as myb-like protein X. NCBI's taxonomy places the organism in Eukaryota, Metazoa, Arthropoda, Insecta, Hymenoptera, Apidae. Bases 161 to 4138 code for a protein of 1325 amino acids. The transcript is spliced from 4 exons. The record is from RefSeq and is a predicted model, not a curated record.
CUGAUUAUUAUUCAUUUAUUCACACAGAUCCAACAUUUAACCUAGACGCAAAGUAAGAAAUUAUGGCUACGUACUGUUUCACAGGAUGAUUUCGUCAGUGAAAAUGAAUGAUUGUUUAACAUUCAAGUGAAUUAUAAUCAUUUUAAAUACUUUAUUUAUCAUGGAGUUGGGUUUACCUAAUACGUUAUUACCAGGUGAUCCACGAUUAGUAGAUCACAUUGUAGGAGAAGUUAAAUCUCAAGGAAUUUUUGAUCAAUUUCGUAAAGAAUGUAUUGCCGAUGUUGAUACCAAGCCAGCAUAUCAAAAUUUACGUACAAGAGUAGAAGGAUCUGUAAAUUCUUUCCUUAGCAAACAAUCAUGGAAACCAGAUUUAAACAAAAAUCAGUUGAGAGAAACAUUAAGGAAGCACAUACAUGAAGCACCUUAUUUAGAUGCUGGUGUAGAACGCAUAGUAGAUCAAGUAGUAAAUCCAAAAGUAUAUUCUGUCUUCAUGCAUCAGAUUGAAGAUGUAGUAUACAAAUUUUUAGGAAUAGAAAGACCCAAGGCAAAAGAAAAAAAUGGUUUGUGUGGCCUUAAAGAUUUAUUACCCAAAGAUUUAGAUCCUGUUUCACCAGAGUCUGAUAAAAAUAGUUUAAAAGAUGUAUCUUUGGAGUCUAUGGAUGCAAUGGAAGAUUUAGAAAUAAAAAAAGAUAUAAAAUUUAAUGAACAAAAGUCACUAGACGAAGAAAUCUCCAAUGAAAAAGGUAAAGAUAGUAUAUCUGAGAAUGGACAGGUUUCUUCAGAAGAAAAAGCAUUAGAUGAAAGUGAUAAAAUUUUUAAUAAGACUGGUAGUAUUUUAAAUUUAAAUAUAUCUGGAAAAUCAGAUGAUAAAACAGAGGAGGAUGAAGAAGACAGUCCCACUUUUGAACCAAUUGAUAUUAUGAAUCUAAAUGAAUCUAAUAAUUCCAAUGAUUCACAUUUAUCAGGUAUAUCAGAAUUAACUAGCCAUAGAUCUAGAAGUCCUGAUUUUUGUAACGAAUUAUCAAGAGACAACUUUGAUUAUAGUAAUCAAGAUUCACAACUAAGCAAAGUUUCUUCUGAUUCGCGAUUAUCUAUUGUAACUGACUUUGGAUCUUCUAAUCAUGCAUCAACUCCAAUACAUGAUCCAUUGAAAGAUGAAGUCAAUAAAGAUAGGUAUGAUGUUAAAAAUAUUAAAGACAAUUUUAAAGCUAUCAGAGAAUAUGAAUCCAGUAAAAAUAAAAGUAAUAAAAAUAUUUUUGAAUUAAAUAAGAAUAAGGAUGUACAAGAUGUUAAAGAUUCUAAAACUAUUAAAAACAAUUUAUCCUCUAAAGAAAAUUCUCGUGAUGCUACAGAUAGCAGUAUAAAAGAUAGAUAUGAACAUAAAAAUAAUAAAGAUAAAAGCAGAGACCAUGAAUCUAAAUCAAAAUCAAAAGAUAAAAAUCAUGUAAAAGAUGGGAAGCAUCAUAGAGAUAGAAGUAGUGACAAAAAAAAAGAAAGAAGUCAUAGCAGUUCAAAGUAUGACAAAUAUGAUAAAAAUAAACCUAAAGAUAAAAACGAUCAACCAAAAGAAACUAUAGAUAAAAUUAAAGAUACGGAAAAGGAUAACUACAAUAAGACAAAGGAAGAUAAAAUAAGAGAGACAGACAAGAAAGAUAAUAUUAGUAAAGAAGGAAAAGAUCUAAAAGAUCUUUACAAAGAAAAAAUUAGGGAGCUUAGAGAAAAGAAAGAAUUAACAGAAAAAGAAAAAUUAAAUAAAGACAACAAAGAAUCAAAAUCAAAUAAAGAAAAUAAAGACAAAAAGGAUUCUCCAAAAGAUAAAAAGUUGUAUAAAAAAGAUCAUAAAACUUCCUCCAAAAAUUCUUCAUCAAGUUCUCAUGAAGUGAAAACUAUUAAAGCAUCUGAAAAAGUUAUUGAUGGGAAAGAAAAAAGAAAUGAAUCAAAGGACAGAGAUAAGAAUAAACGAGAUGAAAGACGUACUUCUAAAGAUCAUAUGAAGUCUAAAAAUCAUAUCAGUAUGAAAUCAGACCCACCAGAAAAAUUAGAUAAACAGGAUGUAAAGAAAUUUAUAAAAAGUGAAAAAGAAGAAAAGAUUGAUAAACCUGAAGUAAGAAAAGAUGUUAAGUCAAAUAAUGAAAAGAUAAAUGGUAAAAAGGACACUAAAAAUCAUACGCAAAGUAAAAGUUCAACACGAAACGAGAAAUUAGAUAGCAAGAAAGAUAAUAAAAGUGAUUCCCAACAUAAAGACAAAAGGCGAAGAGAAGAGAAAAAGUCCAAGUCAAAAGAUGACCAUUCUAGUUUAAGAAGGAAUUCUAAUGAUCGACGUUCUACAGAUAGAGAUGGUUCAAAUGGGUCAAGUAGCAAAAGUUCACAGUCUAGUAAUUCCGGAUCUAACAUUGCAAAUAAUAAGUCAAACACAUCAACUUUUUCUAAAGAAACAAAUCAUAUGAGUAAUUCAGGCAGUGAAACAUCAGACAAUGUUGAAGAAUCACAUCCAAGUGAUCUGAACUUAUCAUUUGAACAACAAAGUUAUAAAUUGGAUAAAACAACAGAAUUACAUACAGAAUACAAAACUGACAACACUAAUAAUCAUGAAAUACAUAUUAAACAAGAAUUAGAAUUUAAUGACAUUAACCUGCCUCUAAAAAAACGAGCAUUGCUAGAAGAAGACUAUAUUUCAGGAGAAAUGAAAGUAAAAAAACCAAAAUUUGCAAAAAAUAUACAUGAAGCUAAAAAAUUAAUGAAAAUUAGGAAACAAAUAGAGAAACAGAAGCUUAAAGAAAAUAAAAAAUUAGAGAAGAAACUUAGUGAAAAAAUAGAACAACCAAUUCAAACAAAUACCAUAAAUAAUGAUAAUGUUGAAAGUAUGCCAGAUGAAGAACGUGUUCAAAUAAUAGAAAUACCAGAUGAAGAAUAUGAAGAGCCAUAUCCUGAGAAAUAUACUAAUUUAACAUUAGAAGAAAGAUCAAUAAUGAUGUUACAAACUGAAGCUGGUGCAAAAGAUUUGUUGGAGACACAUUCUAAUCUAAAAUUGAAAUUGUCAGACAUGGAACUGUGUAUAAAAAAAUCAUUAAGUGAAACACUUCCCAAUAAAAUAGAAAAGGAAUCUAUCCAACCACUGAGUUCAAAUAUUCAAAAAACAUUGUCUAGUAAGAAAGGAGUUGAAAAUUCACAAAACAAAAAAUUGUCUUCUAGCAUAGAAGAAGCAGACAACAAUAUGAUAAAGGCAGAAGAAAUAGAUCAUUCUGUAGACAUAUAUUCUAAAAAGGAAAUGCAACAAGAAACCAGUGUAUCUAAAAUAAAAAUACAUGUAGUACCUCAAGAACCAAACCAUUUUAGUAUUGAUAGUAAUAAAAAAGAUGUAAGCGAGAAAAAAGAGCAAUUACAGUUAAGUAAUAUAAAUACACAUAACAUGACUUGUUCAAACAAUAAUAAAAGUAUAGAGAUACCUACAACAUCAAAAUUUAGAGAUCAAGAUGUUUCUCAGGAUGCUCAAAAUAGUAGUCUUUCUAAUGUAAAUAGCUGUAUAAUUAAUAGAGAUUGCAUUAUAAAAUCUAAAGAGCAACCAGAGGCAAUAGAAUCAACAUCAAUGGAAACUGAAGAUAACGAAGAUUGUCGUUACUUCAAAGCAGAUAAUGAAAAAUCAGAAAAAUUUUCUAGUUUCUUAGAAUCAUUGGAAUUGAUAGAAAACAGUUCUUUAGAAGACAUAAUAGAGAGUUUAGGAGGUCAAGUUGUAUCUUCAGUGCCAAAAGCUAUGGCACCACCUUUACCAAAACGCAAACAUUCGUCUAGCCCAUUAACAGAUAUAUUAUUAAAUAAUUCAAAUAAUAAUAACGAUAGUCAAAAAGGACUGAGUCUACCUAAUGAAGAAGCAUUAAGUAAUAUAAAAAAGAGAAAACUGGUACCUAAGAAGCAAAGGCUUCAACCAAACAUAUGUGCUCCACAAGGACUUUUAAAUGGGGAAAAUUUUGUUAUGCCUUUAAGUCCAGAAAGUGAUGUAUCUGCAACAAGUGAAAAAAUACCCUCUUCAAAUCUGAUUAAAGAAGACAAAGGGUCUCUAUUUAUGAAAAAAACAAGUUACCUAGAAGCUAUUGAGAUAUCAAAUACCAACAAAUUAUAUAUAACAUACAAUCCGGCAUAGAAGCAGUCAACGUUAUUCAAGUGAUGACUUAUACAAACCACGUCCAUUAUUUUCAAGUUCUUCUCGUAGAAGUAGGAGAUCUAAUCAGGUAUAGCUAGUAGUUCAUAGUCUCAGAUGUUGAAUUGUUUUACUUUAUAUAAACAGAAAUCCUAGCUGUUUUCUAAUUCUAGUAACACACCCUAUAUUGUAUUUCAAUCAAAUAUUUUUAAACUUUAAUUAAUGUGAGAUACUGAUGUGACCAAGGAAAAAUUUUGUGAACUAUUAUACUUAUAAUAUAUGUAAAAUUUAUUCUAAAAAUUUAGUCAUAUCUUUUAUGCAAGACAUUUAAGUCAAUGUAUUUAAUGUUUCUUUAAGUAUGUAUUAUAUUAGAGAAAUUUGAAAGUUUUCUAUAGAUUGACAUUCUUUAAAUAUAUUGUAAAUUUGAAAAGAAAAAUCUGCAUUACAUCUAAAUAGAAAGAAUACUAAAUAUAUUUUAAGGAAUUCUUACAUAAUGUUAUAAUUUGGAUAAGAAUUACUUACGUAAAAUUAUUAAAUCUAACACAGUAUUAACAAAGAAAAAUAUGCACUUCAAAAUAUUUUUGAAAUAGAAGUAAAGAUCUUUUAAGAACAUUUAUUUAAUAAAUAAUCAAGUUUACAAUACUUUGAAAAAUUCAGAAAAACGUAAACACAAAUACGUAUGUGAAUGAAUUGAAAAUUGUUGCAAAAAUUUAUUUUUUCAAGAAUAUAUAUAAAUUUUUGUGAAUAUGUAUGUUUAAGUUACAUUUGAAAUUAUAUUAAGUACUACAUCUGAAUAAUUCUUGUUUAUAAAAAAAAGAAUUAAUAUUUUUUCAUAUUACUUAUAUGAAAAUUAUUGUAUAAAAUUCAACUUCUUAUAAAAAAUACACAAAUGCGUAAUUAAUAGUGUGCAAUUUUCGUUAAUAUAUAAUACAUUACAUUAAAAAUGUACAUGAUAUAUUUAUAGGACUACAAGUUAGGUAAUUAUUGUAUACAUAUUAUUUAAAACAAACACAUUACUUACAAUAUAACUUUUAUGUAUGCUUAUAAGAAAUUUUAUAGUGUAAUUUUCUUUUAAGUUACUACUUGCUAAAGUGUACAUGUUGAUAAAGAAUGUAUAAGAAUAGUGCAAGCCUGAUAAGAUUAAAGGGAAAAAAUUGUUAGUACUUUUGAACAGUUAUUUUAGAGAAUAAUGUAUGAUUCAAAGUAUAACAAUAUUGUUUGCUUCUUGACAUAUUCUAUUGGUAAAUAUAUUGCACUUUAAUUUAGUGAAAGUGUUAGUAAUUAAAACCAAUUUUUCUGUGAUGUUAAAAGAAGAUAAGCAAUAGUUUCUAUAAACGUUUUUACUUUUUUCUUUUUUUUAAGUAUGAAACAACAGCAACGAGAAAAUUGCAAUGCAGGGGAACGACUAAUUGCACACUAUCUCACUUCCAACUCAAUACUUAAAGAUUGUAAUAUUACAUUUUUACAAAAAAAUGUUAUAUUUGUUAAUAAGCAUGUUCUUUAUUCUAUACAUGCAUAAGUUUGUAUAAAUAUGUAUAUAAAAUAGAAGUAGAUUACACUUUAUUACUGUGAAAAUAUUGUAGAAUAUUUUUUCCAACUUUUUAAAAUAUUUAUUGCUAUAUGUAAUAUAGUAACUAACAAUUUAUAAAACCCAUUAUUACUAUAAUUGCUUUAAAAUAAAGUGACUUUUUGUAUA